Arabidopsis arenosa is the source of this 1389-nucleotide messenger RNA. The record is from the annotation of a GenBank genome assembly. Lineage: Eukaryota; Viridiplantae; Streptophyta; Magnoliopsida; Brassicales; Brassicaceae.
ACUGUCUUCAACAUUAUCUUUUUCCAUAUGGCUCCUCUCCCUUUCAUACCGGAACAAACUCAUUCGCAAACGCGUUUAUCUUCAGACACAAAGAAGAAGAACAGAAACAAGAAAACGUCCCAACCGCCGCCUCAAACGCAAACGCUAAAGCAGAAGCAAAAGCAGAAGACGGUACCAACAUCGUCGUCAUGGAGCCAGAUAAAGAACCUUUUGAGUUGCAAACAAAUCGAAGGGCCACGAGUGCACGAACCAUCAAAGAUUACUUCAUCAUCUUGUGGCUCUUCUCUAUGUAAGUUUAGCGAUGUUGUUUACGGUAAUGCUCGCGUGAUUCACCGCUCGGAUCACUCCCCUGAGAGUAGUAAUCUUGGUCAAGAUGCCCGGUUGUUGACCCGAAAACCCGUCACUCGUGGAUCUUCUUCGUCGGUUAGAUCCAACGGUUGUGGCGCUUACACGUCGUAUUCAACUUCUAAAGCUAUGCACUUCAGAAACCUCUCAGGUUGCUAUGAGUGCCACAUGAUUGUUGAUCCAAGCAGAUAUCCAAUAGCACCAAGAAUAUGUGCAUGUCCACAGUGUGGGGAGGUUUUCCCUAAGCUUGAAACUUUGGAACUUCAUCAAGCAGUUCGUCACGCUGUGUCGGAGUUGGGGCCAGAGGAUUCAGGGAGAAACAUAAUAGACAUCAUCUUCAAAUCUAGCUGGUUACGUAAAGACAGUCCCAUCUACAAGAUCGAACGGAUAUUAAAAGUCCACAACACUCAACGCACGAUCCAACGGUUCGAAGAUUGUCGCGACGCAGUCAAGUCCCAUGCACAUGCCUCCACCAGAAAAGAGCCACGAUCGGCCGCCGACGGCAACGAGCUUCUCCGCUUCCACUGCACCACAGUUUCUUGCUCCCUCGGCUCGCGUGGCUCGACCUCUAUUUGCUCCGCCAUCCCUGGCUGCCGUGUUUGCACCAUUAUCCGCCAUGGUUUUCACGCCAAAACGGUACGUGUAGGUACCGGCGAAGGAAAAGAGGAGAUCAAGGGCGUGAGGACCACUGCAAGCAGUGGAAGAGCACACGACGCGUUGAGGUGUUUUGACCAGCGGAGGGCGAUGCUUGUUUGCCGCGUGAUCGCGGGAAGAGUGAGGCGCGUGCAGAGUGAUGUUCCCGAAGAUGAAAGUGGUUCUGGCUCGUAUGAUUCGGUUGCGGGGGCCGCUGGGGUCUACACAAGCCUCGACGACUUGGUUGUGUAUAAUCCAAAAGCUAUUCUUCCGUGCUUUGUGGUUAUCUACAAAGUCUCCGAGCCUUGAAAAGUAUUGCACUUUACACGAUUUGGAUUUGUAAGUUUGUUAAUUAGUGGAAUGUGUGAAGUAGUGGAUUGUAAUAUUUAGGAAAAAAGGUUAGCUUAUUAA